GAGAUUUGGGCUUCGCACAUUCUCAAGAUGUACUAGUCGACCCAACCGGCCAUUAAUACAACCACCAACGGCCCUAACCACUGCGGCUCACGAGCGAGCCUAGUACCUGUCCGGCGUCGGGUCUUCUUCCCCAACUGCAGUUCCUCAAAAUUUCCAGAGCAAACAACGCAGCUGAACAGAGAGAAGGAAGGAGGAGAUGCUCAGGGCCUUUUCCCUCCUGCGAACUCCACUAAGGUCAUUCCCUCAAUCCUUGACUUCAGUAGCCCAGUUUUCUUCGCAUUUUUACAAGACUCGAAUACCGUUCGGAGACCCCGUCGACCCACCGUAUCCAUUUCCCUUAAACCCUCCCUCUAUUUCAAUCUCCUCUUCGUCAUUCUUGUACUCGCCGUCGCGACACAAACAUGGAAGCUCAUAUGAAGACAAAUCGUUGUACAAUAAAGACUCGACGAGCCCUCCGAGGCUGUUGGUGGUGCAGCCUCGCCUCAGGGCCCAGACCCUUCUGCAGGCGAAGCUCGAUGAAGCUCUGAACCUCGCGAAUUCCCUUGAAGAACAGCGAGAUGGCUACUUCGACACUGAAUUUUGUGAGAAAGAGUUGCCCCCACACGUUGUUGUUCAAAACCCACUGGCCAGAUCCCCUAAGGGUCACGCAGAUACAUAUUUUGGGCUGGGGACUGUAGAAACUGUUAAAUGCCAUCUAAACGUUGUGGAAUCAAAGAGUGGAUUAGAUGCUGUUUUUGUAAAUGCAAUUUUGUCAGGUGUUCAACAACGCAAUUUAGAGAGGGGUUGGGGCAAGCCAGUUUUGGACCGUGUGGGCCUUAUAAUUGAGAUAUUCAAUGCUCAUGCUUAUACUAAGGAAGCAAAGCUGCAGGCUGAAUUAGCAGCUUUAAUUUACAAGAAGUCUAGGCUUGUGCGCAUACGUGGCCCCAAUGGACGUUAUACUUUUGGAGCUACCGGAGAAGCUGAAGUUGUAAGUGCCCGAGGGAGGGGAAGUGGUGGACGUGGUUUCAUUAGUGGUGCUGGAGAAACAGAACUUCAGCUUCAACGUCGAAGAAUUUUAGAACGGCGAAAUCGUUUGUUGUCCCAGAUUGAAGAGGUUCGUCGUACCAGAGCUUUGCAGCGAGCUGCUCGCAGGAGGCAUGGGAGCUCAGAUGGUCGAAGUCUAGCAACUGUUGCUGUUGUGGGGUACACAAAUGCUGGUAAAUCCACAUUAGUUAGUGCACUGUCGGAUACUUAUAUGUACAGCGAUGAUCGAUUGUUUGCAACUGUUGAUCCUAGAUUAAGAAGUGUUGUUCUUCCUUCAGGGAGGAAAGUGCUUCUUAGUGAUACAGUGGGGUUUAUAUCAGAUUUGCCUGUACAGCUAGUAGAAGCAUUUCAUGCAACUUUGGAAGAAGUGGUGGAAGCUGACCUCCUCGUGCAUGUAAUAGACUCCAGUGCCCCGAAUCUGGAUGAGCAACGGGCAGCCGUGUUGCAAGUUCUAGAUCAGAUAGGAGUCUCUGAAGACAAGAUCCAGAGUAUGAUUGAAGUCUGGAACAAGAUAGAUCUUCAAGAAGAGGGGAUAUGCACGGAUGAAUAUGUAGACUAUGGUGAAGAUGAUGAAGCUGGCAACUACUCAGGUGCAGAAGCCAAUGAUGCAACAUCUGAGCUAUCACCUGGGGAAACUGUUGAUGAUGAAGAUAAUGAUAAUACUGCAUCUGAUUCAUGGGGAGAUGUAAUAGAGACCAUGGGUGGCCAGCAGGGUGAUGAUUCUGAGAGCUGGCUGUCAACAGGAGAUGACCAAGAGAUUGUGGAUGACCAAGGGGAUUCCUCUCUGUGUUGGAAGACAACAGAUGACAAGGAAAGUCAGUACUCUGAAGAUGGAAGAAUGAUUGAAAAAGUUUGCCAUUCUCAACCUGAACCUGUUCCACAUAUCAAAACAUCUGCUAUAAUGGGUGUUGGCUUGCAAGAGCUGUUAACACUCAUUGAUGAGAAACUGGAGAAUGAGAAAGCAUCAAAAACGGGUGUCUUUGAUAAAAAAUGGAGGCCGCCUCAAACAAAAGAUACUGGUAUAGUGGUUGAACAGUAGAACCUAUUAUGAAAUCCAUAAAUAGCUAGCUUUGAAGUGCUACACUUAAGCUAGUUGGAGGCCCGUUGAUAAGCAUACUUGUUGACCAUGGAGGAAACUCUUCCUUCGCCUUCAUGGCUUUCAUCUAUUGCUGAGGGGUGCAUGGCUUGGAAGAGAAGGGAAUAUUUUGCAAGGAAAAAUUAAGUUGCCGUUGUGCUAGGUUAUGAGUUUUCUCCUCAACUCAGUAUUCUGGUGUGUUCUGGAUCGUACUCAACCUUGAAUUUUUGAAAAAAUUUUCCAAGAAAUUUUGACAAUGUAUUUCUGUGGUCUCUGGCUAUUUGAAUUUCAUCUAGUGAUUUGGAUGCUUGUAUAAAUGAAUGAAAUAUGUGUCAUUUCAUUAAACUA
Molecule: messenger RNA, 2446 nt
Organism: Malania oleifera
Lineage: Eukaryota; Viridiplantae; Streptophyta; Magnoliopsida; Santalales; Ximeniaceae
Product: GTP-binding protein At3g49725, chloroplastic
Exons: 13
Coding region: 197-2062 (621 amino acids)
Cellular component (GO): cytoplasm
Molecular function (GO): GTP binding; ribosome binding
Source: RefSeq, a predicted model, not a curated record